CACCCCCCAGCAGUUUGUACCCACUCACAAAACCUUCCUGAUGCCAGUUUCUCAUGUAGAAAGAAACUUCAUGGAUCCCAUUGCAGCUGAGCUGUUCUGGACACGAGAGGGCUGCUGAACUGUAGUAUGAGGUCAGGCCCGUGGUCACUCUCUUCUGACACCAGCAAGGCCUUUUUCAUGCCCAGUGACCCCACUUUUCUUGGCUCAAGUGCAAACAUCAUUCCUGAAGAACGAUACCAAAGUCAGCCUCUGUUUCCUCAGUUUCUUCCUAUUCUACCCUUGGCAUCCCAACAGUGACCUUGAGCUCCAGUGCAUGCAGACAAACUUCUGCCACUCAGCGUGCCGAUGCUCUCCGUACAGCCCAAGGGGAAGCAGAAGGGCUGCGCCGGCUGCAACCGCAAGAUCAAGGACCGGUACCUGCUGAAGGCUCUGGAUAAGUAUUGGCAUGAAGACUGCCUAAAGUGUGCCUGCUGCGACUGUCGUCUUGGAGAGGUUGGAUCAACUCUUUACACAAAAGCAAAUCUCAUUCUCUGCCGCAGAGAUUACCUGAGGCUCUUUGGUACCACCGGGAAUUGUGCUGCCUGCAGUAAACUGAUCCCUGCCUUUGAGAUGGUGAUGAGGGCCAGAGAUAAUGUUUACCAUUUGGACUGCUUUGCCUGUCAGCUCUGCAACCAGCGAUUCUGCGUGGGAGACAAAUUUUUCCUGAAGAACAACAUGAUCUUGUGUCAGAUGGACUAUGAGGAAGGGCAGCUGAACGGGAGCUUCGAGUCCCAGGUUCAAUAACAGCCCCUGCUUGGCUGGAGCACUGUGGGAUGGGCGCUUGGCCGCACGAGCAGCGAGGGCGUCUGUCAGCUUGCCUGCAAUAUUUUUUUAAUUCUUGGUCCAGAGAGGACUAUAUACAUUGUAGUACUUUUCCCCCCCAACACAAAGCAGUUACAAUUUUAGAUGUACAGUUGUGCCUGCUUAGCUGAGCACUGCAUUGCCUGUAUGUUUGUGAGUUUUUGGGGUCUGGGGGAGGGCUCUGUACAGUCUGUUUUCUGUAUAUAAACUGGAACAUUUAUUUUAUGAAAAAUGUAAUGCAAUUUUAUUACUGGUGUGAAUUAAAAAUUAUGAAUGUUUCCUGGUCA
Molecule: messenger RNA, 1127 nt
Organism: Agelaius phoeniceus (red-winged blackbird)
Lineage: Eukaryota; Metazoa; Chordata; Aves; Passeriformes; Icteridae
Source: RefSeq, a predicted model, not a curated record